This is a messenger RNA of Carassius carassius (crucian carp), 2892 nucleotides long. Its product is annotated as POU domain, class 2, transcription factor 2-like. The record is from RefSeq and is a predicted model, not a curated record. Bases 172 to 2292 code for a protein of 706 amino acids. The transcript is spliced from 18 exons. Gene Ontology annotation, biological process: regulation of transcription by RNA polymerase II. Gene Ontology annotation, molecular function: RNA polymerase II cis-regulatory region sequence-specific DNA binding; DNA-binding transcription factor activity, RNA polymerase II-specific. Gene Ontology annotation, cellular component: nucleus. NCBI's taxonomy places the organism in Eukaryota, Metazoa, Chordata, Actinopteri, Cypriniformes, Cyprinidae.
CUGUAAAACCUACGUGUAAACGCAAUUUUAUGAAUAACCAGUUUUGUGUCAAAAACGCCUGGAUCACGGAACCAAAGUGAGAAAAGCAUAUCUUGCCACAACUGCUAAAAUUGCAAAGAAAAUUCAACAGCAAAAAGAACAUCUGAUAAGAACCAGACAAGAAGACGGAUCAUGUUUGUUCCUUUGCCGGUGCCGUUUGUCUUGCCGAGAGCUGCCUCUGACCUCCACGCCUGGCGCCUCAAGUCCCCGCUGGCUCUGCGCUCUCACUCCGAUAUCAGAAUGUUAAAGCCAGUAGAGGUUGAGAAUCCAGCGGCAGACUCUCCGAUGGAGAGCACUGACUCCGAAAGAAACGGCUCAGAUUCAAAUAAUCAGGUUCAGCCGCUGAAAAUCAACCCUUUCUCACUUUCUCCCACACUGAGCAGCAGCCCCAAGACUAAGGUGGAGGAUUGUGGUGAGAUGUCUCCUGCUGCUAUACAAACUACACAUGCUCAGACGGCCCUUCCCCACACACAGCUGAUGCUAACGGGUGGUCAGCUCGCAGGGUUGACUGCACUUUUGCCAGCACAGCAACAGCUGCUUUUACAGCAGGCGCAGCUCCUCGCUGCAGCUGUGCAGCAGUCGCAUGCGGCCCACGUGGCCAAUCGACAGCAAGCCCAGCAGCAGGCCAGUCAGCACGCAGCUCAGCCGCAAUCGCAGGGCCAAUCGCAGAGCACACAGGAACAAACCGCCGCCCCUGUCCCGCCUCCUCCUCACCAGCUUUCCCUUUCUCAGCCAAUCCAGCUCACUGCGCAGGACAUUCAGCAGUUGCUGCAGCUGCAGCAGUUAGUCCUCGUUCAGGGACACACUCUGCCUUCACCCGCACAGUUUCUUUUACCACAAACACAGCAAGGGCAGCAAGGGCUGCUAUCAACGCCAAAUCUAAUUCCACUACCUCAGCAAAACCAAGGAAGCCUGCUGGCCGCUCCACCCAGACUUAGUCUUCAAGCACAGAGAGAGAAGGUUGCAGACAGCAUCGUGAACACAGUGACCUCUCAUCCUGAGGAGCCCAGUGAUCUGGAGGAACUGGAGCAAUUUGCCCGCACAUUCAAACAGAGAAGGAUCAAACUGGGCUUCACACAGGGUGAUGUUGGAUUGGCCAUGGGGAAGCUCUAUGGGAAUGAUUUCAGUCAGACCACGAUCUCUCGCUUCGAGGCACUUAAUCUCAGCUUCAAGAACAUGUGCAAACUCAAACCUCUGUUGGAGAAGUGGCUGACUGACGCAGUGGAAGCCAACAUUCUUCAAAAUAUCUUCUGUUAUAUUCCACAGAAGAAAGAAAGUCAUACAGAAACAAUGUCGAUGGACAGCACCUUGCCAAGUCCCAGUGCUCUUUCCUCUCCUUCCCUGGGGUUUGACGGCCUGCCUGGCCGCCGUAGGAAGAAACGCACCAGCAUUGAGACCAACAUCCGUGUCGCUCUGGAACACAGCUUCAUCACGAACCAGAAGCCUACCUCAGAGGAGAUCCUACUGAUCGCCGAGAAGCUCAGUAUGGAGAAGGAGGUGAUCCGUGUCUGGUUCUGCAAUCGCCGACAGAAAGAGAAACGUAUUAACCCCUCCAGUGCCACCCCUCCCUUGCCCAGCCAACCCCAGCCCACCUCGCACAAACCCCCCUGCUACAGCCCGCACAUGAUGCCCAGUCAGGGACCAUCACAGACAGUGAGCAGUCUCGGUACAGCAGUGACCACUAUGUCAUCGGUUUGCCCUUUGACCCCAAGUGGCCCCUCCUUAAGCUCUGCACCAUCUCCUGUAACCCCGCCUCCUCGCAGUGAUGCCAGCCCCGCCCCUCCAACUCACAGUACACUAAGUCUGAACACAGGUUCAUGGCAUAAAAAGAAUGGUGACGUUUCUAACUACAUCAAUGACUUUGCUGCAAGUUUGAGGAAUACGGUGAGGGGAGUUAAAACAGGAAUCAACCAAGCUCUUCUUGGCAGCAACCCACUUGCUACUAUACAAGCCCUAGCAGCCAGUGGUGGCCAGCUGCCCAUUUCCAGUCUUGAGGGCAGCAGCAAGGUGUUAAUUGGUGGUUCUGGAGGCCAAGGAGCAGGUCUUCCCUCUUCCCUCUUUCUCAACCACUCCUCUUUGUUGCCAAGGGCAACAGGCACCGGCAUGGGAUUGGGCGGUUCAGCUCUUGCCAAAACCUCAUUUCCUGUCACAGGCGGCAUGAGUCCCUCCCCUUGCUCGAGCCCCAUCUCUUCCUGCUCUUCCGGCGAAUUGCUACACAGCCCACACUCGAUAGGAGGGGCUAAAAUCGAGUGACGUUGCCCAAGACCAAUCACAAGAGGAGGAGAAAGAGGAGAUGAAACCUUACCUGUAAACCAAAGCAUAUCUUGAUCCCCUCGCUCCCUUUCGGUUCCUCUCAUUCUCACUCUCUCUCUUCCAUUCUCCCACUCUACUGAUGCCAAAAAUAUAUAAAGAGUGGAAGAGGGGAGAGAUGGAGAGAUGGAGUGGAAGGAGGAAGAAAGAGGAGAGGAGAGAAAAUUAAACCAAAAAAACACCACGCGGCUUAGCGGGACAGUCAAAUACAUAAAAGGAGAAAAAUAAAAAACUGUAGUGCAGUGAGAAGAUAAUGAAAAGACAUCCUUGAGAAACAAAAACAUAAUAAAAGAAUGAACUUCACUGUGCGUUAUAGAAAAACUGCAACUCUUUGAAGCAAACAUGUGAAGUAUUGAAUACCAAAUAGUAUGAUAGAACUCUGAGAGACUCGCUAUGACAAAAAAAUACAAGCAUACCAAAUACCAAAAACAAACACCAAAAAUACGGAUGGAAAAGCUUUAUCCAAAGGACCUGUAAAUAGCCAACCGUCCAGGACCAGACCCAGUGACAACAAUCCAGCCAUCUCUGAGCUCAUCAUCAUCU